Molecule: messenger RNA, 2721 nt
Organism: Pseudogymnoascus verrucosus
Lineage: Eukaryota; Fungi; Ascomycota; Leotiomycetes; Thelebolales; Thelebolaceae
Exons: 3
Coding region: 1-2721 (906 amino acids)
Source: RefSeq, a predicted model, not a curated record
AUGGAAAAAAUCAAGAGCAUCUUGAGUCCCGGCAAGCAUGUCGAGGAUGAGAUCCUGUAUGGGUCUGGUGGCGGCGGCCAAUAUGAGCAUACUGGCCGCGAGGUACCAGGCUCGACAGGUGGUUACUAUAGCCAAGCCGGUAACCAACCUCAAAUCUAUAACAGGGAGCGGGACUCCAUCCCCAGCCAACCCUCAACCGCACAGGAUUACGGUAAGACCGGAGAUGAAUACCUUGCAGCCGAGAAAGAACGGGCUGCGAAAUCCAAGAUGGCGAGGGAGUCAUCUUCGACGGAGAAGAGAAACGGCCACCGCAAAUCGCGAUCUGGCGAACACAAAGAGAGCCGCAAUCCUUACACGCAGCAGGCUGUUGAUCCCCGGCUUGGUGGAGGCGCUGAAGAGUCCACGAUAGCAACACACAAUGCUCAAGCUGAUGCCAUAGGCGCUGGUUAUUCCCCCCCGCCGCCUAUUAAGCCUGUUCAGCCCAAGGCGCAUGGGAGUGCUGCUGGUCGUGACGGCAACGGUGCUGCUGCUGCUGGAGCUGUUGGCGCGGCAGGUGCGGCAGGUGCGGCAGGCGUAACAGAAGCAGGCACUACGAAGAAAGGUGCCACAGUAGUGCCCCUGGAGACGGACUCACCUCAUGGCGAAGUGGUGGGAAGGACAUUAUCGGGCCACCAUACGGUGGAACGAACACCCAAUGGCCAGUAUCGAACUCGCCUGGCGAGCAUAAUCGAUCCGAACCAUGGAGAAGGCGUUAAGACGUCGGAGAGCGCGUAUGAACAUACCCCCGGCGGCGGUGGCGCAUAUACAGCUGACAAAUUCCAUGAAAGAGAACCACGUGUUGCUAGCGUCACCUUGCCUAAUGGCACGAAAUAUCUGGACCCGAAAGCGGCUGAGGAUUAUGGGCUGAACUACAAACCCCAGGCUGGUACGAGCUACGGAGACCAGGGACAGCCUCAGGUUUCGACGACGAAGUCUGAGGCUGACCGCGCCCUUAGUGGUGAGCAACAACCGAGUCACAAAGGCGCGGGGGUAGUGGGAGCUGGCGUGGCUGGUGCUGCCGUGGCAGAUGCUGGUUAUGAGGGCACGAAGACAGACAGGGCACAGCCUCGCGAUGUCGACGACCCCGCAUACAGGACGUCUCGAGUGUCAAAUGCCGAGGAAGCUACUACAACUCACAAAGCCGAUAAAUCUGCCAAGAAAGCUGCGCCCAAGGCGGCUCCAGCUCCAGCCCCAGCCGAAAGACUCGACGAAUCUGCAUACGCGGCUAAGCCCACAGCAGCCAAGUAUGGUGAUGUCGACGUUCCUCCUGGAAAUGACUAUGGCAAGGAAGUGAAAGAUCCUCGCUACGGCUUGCCCAUGGGUGCUGCAGGAAUCAGCGCCGAGGAGGCAGCGGCUAUACGCAGAAAUGAGGCUAAUGUGGCCCGGCCCUCUCAGGCUCAAGCCUAUGCAGGCAGACCGACUACAGCGGAGCAGGAUUAUGCCGCCCAACCUGCUGCGACGGCAAAUCAAGCUUAUGGCACUCAGCAUGCUACGCAGGCUGAACAGCAAGCAGCCAAACCUACCAAGGAGGAGAAGCCCAGCCGCCGCUCUAGCAUCUUAGGGUUCCUUCACCUAGGUAAAGACAAGAAAAAACACAGCAAAGACGCACAGAACAAACCAUACACCGACGUCACUGGCAAAGCACCCCUUGGCUCGGCAGCAGGUACACAACAACAGCCGGUAACCGGACCAACGACUGAGCCUGCGUAUCGCAAUCGCAUGGCUAGCACGGCUGAUGCACCGGCUUUCACUGGUGGGCUUGUGGGUCCUAAUGGAACGCCGCUGACUGGUGCUUCUGCUGCUUCUGCUGCUAACGCAGACUCGUCUGCUUGGGCUAGGUCUACCGAGAAGGAGGUUAUGGAUCGGGGUGGAAUGGGUCAGGGUGCGUACGGUAGUGGUGGUGGUGCUGCGACUAACCAGGCGGCAUAUGGUGGUACUGGAAUCGAUGAAUCCUACGCUGCACCUACUGGCACUGGAGCUACUCAAGGUGGAACAACGGGUCAAAAAUCGGGCUCUCAUGGAGCAGCUACUACCAGCAGCGCCAUUGCCGCCGGAGCUGCCGCGGGAGGUGUGGCUGCCGGUGGAAUGAACGGUUCGAAGGCCCACGAGGGAGUAGCCCCAGACUACAACCUUCAGAGCGCCCAAGACAAGGGCGCUCCAACCCAAGAUCACCUCUACGACCAAGUCAGCCCCCGUAGCUCGAAGGCGGCACACCAGGCGGACCACAUGGAGUCGAAGACCAACCAUACUACUACCAAGGAGACGGCAAAGUCGAACCACAAAUCCCACACCCACAAGGACAAGAAUAACACCGCCUAUGCGGGUAGUGAUGACGCCCAGACUCGCGAUGCUGAGUAUGGUGGCUAUGAGAAUGAUCCUCGAAUCGGCAGUGCUGCGCAGGGUGGCUAUGGUAGCAACCCGCCUACCUAUGACCCCUCUGCCGUCAAUGGAGCAGCGUCUAGCAGCGCUGCUUAUGGCGGGAAGGAGACGCAGGCUAGUAAUGCUGCCUACAGCGGAGGGACAGAGAAUCCCGAUGAAGCUGACUUUGGCAACGAAACCUAUGUUGGUAGUGGAGUGUCGCGCCAUGGAACGACGAAGGUAAUUGAAAGGGAGGGCCACCAUGUGCUGCACAAAGACCCGCCUGCUAGUCACCCUGCGGCCGGUAUGGCGGGGGUGGAGUAG